AUGUCCCGGGCACAGUUCACAUACGGGACUGUUUUAAAUUUAUUGUUAUUUUCACUUGCAUCAAAUGCAAGUGAAAUAUUGGAUUCAAGUGAGGAUGAUGGAGGGUUCAUACAAGACCCAAAGGUAAGUCCUUCAAAUAUGAUUUCUUAUGCUUUUAGAUUCGUGAGACCGUAAGCUGGGCCCACAAAUGCGCGGACAAAAGUUUCAUCUGCACCUACGACUGCAACGUAGUCACGAACGCAACAGGUGACUGCGUCCGGCCAAAUGCCACCACCUGUUUCAACUUGAUGGUGGACUACAACUACACCUUGUGGAAGAGCCCCUUUCCACAUCAUCUGGCCGGGCUCCAGAAAUUCCCGACGUAAGUUUCGGCUGUUUUUUUUUUUUGAUCUUUUUGUCAUGAAUAACAUCGCGAUUUUUCAGCUGCUGGCAGGUCCUGGAGCCCCUAAUUUGUGGAAUUUGGUAUCGCCCAUGUGCGGCGAUGCGAACAUUCAAUCUUCGUAGAGGAACUCCGAAGGUAAGAUUUUAAGUUUAUAUUAUUCAUGGUUUAGAUGGAAACUUUCAAAUCUUACGUCAAAACCGAGAAAUUUGACGCAAUUUUUUUGUUUUCAGAUGUCCCAAUACUUCAAGGCAUACUCGAUGGACUAUUGCUACAAAGUCCGAUCAAAAUGCCAGAAGUUCGUCCAUCUUCUGCCACCUGAGCUCGACUGCGACGAAUUUGCUCAUCCGCGGGAAGAGAAGCGGCCAGAUCGCACUCUUUAUAACCCGGAAUGCGAGGUAAUAUCUCUUCUUUUUUCUAGAAAAAUUUUAAAUUGUUUAUUGAAGUUUUUCAUUAGAUUUUAUUCAGAUUUCCCCAGAUGUAGCUAGUAUAAUAUAAUUUAUAUUAAUUUUAGCUGAAGCCGGCGUUCAACCUUACGCUGGCCAACUCUGCACCUCAAUGCUUCCAUCCAUUGAGUUUAUCAACCGGAAUAAAUGGCGUAAGCCCACUGGUAGAUCAGUGCUAUCUUCCCUGCCGGUAAGUUAUAUUAUGUUAGAUCAACUGAUGUUUUGAGCCAAAAUUUGGGCUAGUUUUGGCCAAAUUUUUUAUGUUUAUGAUUUCUAACAGCUGGAUUGACCUCUAAACUAUUUUCAGGACAGACUAUUUUGGGCAUAUCAAUGCCUUCUACCAUUUCGUAGUCGUUUUUUGCACUACGAUCGCCUUGUGUGCCCCGGCUCUGCCGGUAAGUCAAAAUUUUUCUUUUUAUUUCUUGAAAUUUUAGGUCUAUCUGUUGAAAGACAUAAGGAACUCCAAGUUGGCCACUUGGAAUUAUGUCUUCAACAUGUGCACCGCCUCCAUCUGCGUGUAUUACACGCUGUGGAGCAUCUUCUUGAUGUUGGUAUACUUCAAGAAGACAACAGUAUGCCAAAAAGAUGAACUUGGAAACUACCUCCGCAUCGAUUUCCACACAAUGUAAGGGAUUUUUGGAUUAAAAUUUGAUUUUUUUUUUUUUUGAUUUUGAUUUUGGCAUAACUUUGAUAUUUUUUUAGCUGGUGCAAAAGUCAGCGAAUUGCCUUGCAAUUCGUUUUGACUUCAAUCAUCUCGUGGAGCUUCGUCCUGUCAUACUGCCUUCUGAUCGACCGCAACUUCAAGAAGGCUUCGAAUUCCACCAAAGGAAUUCUAACAAUGGUGGUUUACCUUCUUUCGGUCACGUUGGUCGUAAUAUCAAUGAUCUGGGUGAGUUUUUAUUUUUUUUGUCUUGAAAUUUAGAGAAAACCAGUCAGCGGGAUUCGUGCAUAUCUUUGACGGCGGUUGAAGUAAUUUUUGGUCAUUUUUUAUAUUAUCCAUGACUGAUCAUGGAAUUUUUGGUCGGAAAAAACUAAAAUGAAGCCGGGAAAAUAUUAAUAUUGUCAUAGUUUGGCCUUCUAUGACUUUUUGAAGUUAUUUUGAGCUUUUCUUAUUUUUCUUUCAUUUCAGGACGUCUACUACGCCGACCCAUACUAUGGAGUAUGCCAUCCGGGCAUGGACCCCUUCCUGAGCGGGCUCUUCCUCUAUGUCCCGGCCGUCGUGACCUCCAUUUUUCUGUUGGUCACGUACGUGCUGGGACGGCGCUCUGGGCCGGUUCGACCGGAAAGUUCGAAGCCAAUGGUCGGAGUGAAUUUGGGCGGGAUAAGGAUUAAUUUAUCCUUCCCGGGACUGGCCACCAACCUUAUGGUCUUUGUUAUUGGGGCCAUAAGUCACUUCUCGCCGAGCAAGUCCACCCAUGAUGAGAUUGUUAUGGUCAAACGCAGCGUAAGCUGCUUUACCAGCCGAUCGGAAGGCCUUGUUGGGCUGAUUCAAGAAGGGUAAGUUCAAUUUUUUUUUAUCAUGAAUAAUAUAAUUUUUUGGUGGAAUUAGAGGAAAAAUUAACCUUAAUGAUCAUAAAAGAGUAUUUAGUGUCUAGUUACAGCUUUUUAGCUGUGUUUUUGUUGAUUUUUGAAAAAUUUUUUGGUCAUGGAUAAUAUAAUUUUUGGUGAAAUUAAAGGAAAAAUUAAUCGUAGUGGUCAUAAAAGAGUAUUUAGUGUCUAGUUACAGCUUUUUAAUUGUGUUUUUGAUGAUUUUUGAAAAAUUUUUUGCUCAUGUAUAAUAUAAUUUUUGGUGAAAUUAGAGGAAAAAUUAAUCCUAGUGAUCAUAAAAGAGUAUUUAGUGUCUAGUUACAGCUUUUUAAUUGUGUUUUUGAUGAUUUUUGAAAAAUUUUUUGGUCAUGGAUAAUAUAAUUUUUGGUGAAAUUAGAGGAAAAAUUAAUCGUAGUGGUCAUAAAAGAGUAUUUAGUGUCUAGUUACAGCUUUUUAAUUGUGUUUUUGAUGAUUUUUGAAAAUUUUUUUGCUCAUGUAUAAUAUAAUUUUUGGUGAAAUUAGAGGAAAAAUUAAUCCUAGUGAUCAUAAAAGAGUAUUUAGUGUCUAGUUACAGCUUUUUAAUUGUGUUUUUGAUGAUUUUUGAAAAAUUUUUUGGUCAUGGAUAAUAUAAUUUUUGGUGAAAUUAGAGGAAAAAUUAAUCGUAGUGGUCAUAAAAGAGUAUUUAGUGUCUAGUUACAGCUUUUUAGGUGUGUUUUUGAUGAUUUUUGAAAAAUUUUUUGGUCAUGGUUAAUAUAAUUUUUUGUUCAAAUUGAGUUGAAACUGGUGUUAGAUGAGCCGAACUUGAAUAAUUUUCUCAGAUUAGCAAGCAAUUUUCUCUUUUUCAUCUAUUUUCGCUAUUUUUUUAUCAUUUUUGAUAUUGUACAUGAUAGCCAUUUUUUCAGAAAUUCCGCAUCCGAUUGCGUAAUGGACCCUCCAGUGGCUUGGCAGCCAAUCUGGAUCUUCGUCCGCAUGCAUCUGCUCCCAGUUGUGCCUUGCGGCGUAAUUGUGGUCUACCUGUUCUACGCGCUGAAGGAUGGAAUUUUGAAGGCCUCGCCGGAAGAGGAGCAUGAAAUGGAGAGCCUGAAUCCUGCCUCGGAUGAAGAAGCACCAAAAAUGAAUGGGAUAAAUAAAAGGUAAGCGCGAUGAAUUUGGAAAAUUACUUUUUUUUACCAAAAUUUUUUUGUCUUCUUUAAUUUAAUGUCUAUGUCAAUUUCAGCACGUCUGUCACGGGUCUCGACACGGUCUUUUCGUCUAAAGUCUGA
Messenger RNA from Bursaphelenchus xylophilus (pine wood nematode), 3614 nucleotides. The record is from the annotation of a GenBank genome assembly. Lineage: Eukaryota; Metazoa; Nematoda; Chromadorea; Rhabditida; Aphelenchoididae.